AAAUUAACGACACCGUAGAAGAAGAACCAGCUCCAGGAAGGAGCUGAAUGAAUGAAUUGUGCUAAUAAAUCGCGCACUUGAAUCAAACAACAUUGUUUUGUGAGUAUUGAAGGUUACAGUUUAGCGUAAUAAUGUCAGGGAUACCUCCAGAUACAUGGCAGCCGCCCACCGUAGCACUGGAGACAACGAUGGGGACAGUUGUCGUGGAGCUGUACUGGAAUCAUGCACCGAACACCUGCAAAAACUUCGCAGAGCUCUCCAGAAGAGGCUACUACAACAACACAAAGUUUCACCGGAUAAUCAAAGACUUCAUGGUGCAGGGUGGAGAUCCUACGGGAACAGGUCGAGGUGGUGCCUCCAUAUUUGGUAAACAGUUUGAGGAUGAACUGAAUCCAGAGCUGAAAUUCACAGGAGCUGGAAUUCUGGCGAUGGCCAAUGCUGGACCAGACACGAACGGAAGUCAGUUCUUCCUUACUCUUGGACCCACUCAGUGGUUAGAUGGAAAGCACAGUAUUUUUGGAAGAGUCUGCCAGGGGAUGGGAGUGCUGAACCGGAUUGGCAUGGUGGAGACAAACGCCCAAGAUCGUCCAGUUGAUGAUAUUAAAAUAGUCAGAACCACUGUACCCAAUUAGAUGAUUUUUUUUUUUUUACUUUUUGUACAUUAAUUCUUUUUUUUUUAUGGAAAUUGAAUAAAA
Molecule: messenger RNA, 695 nt
Organism: Melanotaenia boesemani (Boeseman's rainbowfish)
Lineage: Eukaryota; Metazoa; Chordata; Actinopteri; Atheriniformes; Melanotaeniidae
Gene: ppil1
Product: peptidylprolyl isomerase (cyclophilin)-like 1
Exons: 4
Coding region: 132-632 (166 amino acids)
Biological process (GO): protein peptidyl-prolyl isomerization; protein folding
Cellular component (GO): catalytic step 2 spliceosome
Molecular function (GO): peptidyl-prolyl cis-trans isomerase activity
Source: RefSeq, a predicted model, not a curated record